This is a messenger RNA of Lycium ferocissimum, 621 nucleotides long. RefSeq names its product protein RKD1-like. The record is from RefSeq and is a predicted model, not a curated record. Bases 1 to 621 code for a protein of 206 amino acids. Lineage: Eukaryota; Viridiplantae; Streptophyta; Magnoliopsida; Solanales; Solanaceae. The transcript has 2 exons. Gene Ontology annotation, molecular function: DNA-binding transcription factor activity.
AUGGGUGCAGGAGAGUUAUGCUAUGACGAAAUUGGAAAGGGAUUUAGAAUGUGGAGUGAAAUGAGCGGUGAAUUUGGAUUAAGUACCCAAUUACUCGGGAGAACUGAGAACCAGGAAUUGUUGUUAUGUGACAAAAAUCAAGAAAAGAUAAUGACUAAUGAUCGUGUUGAGGAAAUUAUAACGGAAAAAGGGAAGCAAAGAAAGGAGAUUAAUAGUUCAAAAAUGUUGUCCCGAGAUACAAUUUCAAAGUACUUUUACAUGCCAAUAACUCAAGCAGCCAAGGAACUUAAUAUUGGGGAAUUGAAGAGGGGGGAAGGAAAUGGUAUGGAGCAAAAGUGGAAGGAUGUGAUAAAUUUAUUAGAGGAAGAGAAGAAGAAGAUGGAAGAAAUUCCAGACAUGGAACUUGAGGAGAAAACAAAGAGAUUAAGGCAAGCUUGUUUCAAGGCUAACUUCAAGAGGAGAAGGUUUAUGGGUAUGGCAGAAUUGCAGGCUUCUUUUGGUACUUAUUGCAAUAGUAGUCCAGUCGCAGACAAUAAUGCUGCUAUUGGUUAUGGCCAUAGAGAGGAAAAUGAUGAUGAUGAAGUCAUUAAGUCUCUUCUUCGACUGUUUCACUUCCAGUAG